AUAAAACACUUCUCACUCGCAUGAGCAAUACUAGGAAAAACAUGUAUGAUCAAGCAACUGUUGGAGUAUACUGUCUUACAAAAACAUGUUUAGGUAAAGAAUGAGCUGCCAUGUUGGCCGGCAAUACUUAUCAAAGUGAUUCAAAAGCAUUGUAAAAGUAAAGGUUUUUGAAAAUGUUUUAAAUAUAGAAUGCAAUGGUUGCAUCUUCAAAUUAUUUCAUUUGCAGAAUGGUUCUAAAAGCUGUAGUUUUGGUGAACAAUUCACCUGGUCUAGUGUAUAGAGUAGAAGCAAAAGUUUGGCUCUGCCAUCUUGAUUGUUUACUUUAAUGAGAGCUCCUCCUACAGGGCUGUCAUUAGUAGCCAGCAGCUGGUGAUUAUCGCCAGCUACUUCACUCACGAAAUAACAUCAAAAGUUUAGAUACUGAGCAAGUCUGACCAGAAUAGUCAUUUCCUUGGUAGAAUUAUGAAAGGUAAAGUACUGUAUUUAUUCAUCUAUAAGCCGAACUCUACCUUAAGCUGAGACCCUAAAUUUCGGUCUGUUUUAAUUGGGAAGGUUCUUAAAACGUGUAUAUUGAAAAUACUUGGCUAUAAGCCAAGACCAUAUUCAGAGAAUUCCAUUCUCGAACAAACGGAAAUGACUGCAAAAGUUUCGAAACAGCAAAGUGUUUCAAUGCAGUAUUGCCGUCAAAAACAAUUCCGAGAUAACCGGAGAGUACGUCAUCGAAGAGUCUAUGGUCCGCUGCUAGAGGAAAGAUCAAGAGAACCUCUUUAAUAGAGAGCUCAAGAUGUCAGCAAAAUGCACAACAAUGGGAUGCUACACUUCGAAAUAUCUGUGGCUGAAUGAGAGAUUACUUGACUGGUUUACAGAGCAGAGAAGCCAAGGUAAGUUUUCUUUUUAUGUGAUCGCAAAUUUCAACACCGUAAUAUGCGACAAGUUUGUUUACCAAUCGUGGGAAUGGGAAAUUCUGAUUGGUCAGUUUUGAAAUUAUCAGAACACUUUUGCAAGAUCAAUGACUUGUUCAAAACCUGCAGAAUCUCUAACACUCUAGACAGCAUGGAAGAUGAAGCAAUCUACUCAGAAGAAACAGUAGAACCAGCGGAUGAGGAGGAAAUGGACGACGAAUUUGACGCUGAUACUGAGGACAAACAGGAUAAGAGAGACUGCCUUAAAAUGUCUCCAGGAAAAGGCUUAAAAUGGUAUUUAAGCUUGUGCAACUCUGCAGGCACAGGAAGAGCUUUCUGCAAAUUUAGAUUUAAUAAAUGUUUUGUUCUCGAUUGUGAUUGUCUUUCUGGUGGGAGACACCUCUUGAAAAUGCUGGAAAUGGCAUUUGCUUGACUAUCGAUUUCAUAAUUUUCUUAGGGGGUGGAGUGGGGGGGGGAGCCUACUAUUUUUAUCAGCCACCUCAACUGACUAGUCAUUAUAGUACUGUUCUUUUCAAGAAGUGAGACUUACUAGAAUUUCUCUGAGGAAAGGCAAUUUUUGGUAAUGUCAAAAUGUUUAACUCAUUUUGCUUCCGAGGGCUUUGCCCCCUGGACCCCUAACAGGGCUCUUCCCCUGUACCCCGCUGGUGACCUGGGUGGCCCCCAAACCCCUCACCUGUGAGGGGGCCUCUGGCCCCCUUAACUGUCUACUUUCAAAAUAUCUCCACCUACUUCAUAUCUUAUUGACAGCCCUGAAUCCUAAACAAUAAGUGCAUUGAACCCACAAGAGGAGGACUGAUUUUUCCAUAGUGAAGAUCAAAUCUUAUUUAACAAGUAAUUCACAAAGGAAAUGCAUUUUCUGUUGAUCAGAUCCUUGUUACAUUUUUUCUUUGUCUGUUAGGAAGUCAGUCCCCAAUUUUUUUACAAAAUAUAUUCAGUUUUCUUUAAGUUUUCAAUCUCAAUCACUUCAUUUCUAGUGCUUUAAACUUAAUUCUGUAUAUAAAGAAUGCAC
Stylophora pistillata is the source of this 1932-nucleotide messenger RNA. RefSeq lists its product as uncharacterized. Lineage: Eukaryota; Metazoa; Cnidaria; Anthozoa; Scleractinia; Pocilloporidae. The record is from RefSeq and is a predicted model, not a curated record.